Molecule: messenger RNA, 1305 nt
Organism: Ordospora pajunii
Lineage: Eukaryota; Fungi; Microsporidia; Ordosporidae
Product: tubulin/FtsZ protein
Exons: 1
Coding region: 1-1305 (434 amino acids)
Biological process (GO): mitotic cell cycle; mitotic sister chromatid segregation; cytoplasmic microtubule organization
Cellular component (GO): gamma-tubulin complex; spindle; spindle pole body
Molecular function (GO): structural constituent of cytoskeleton; GTP binding
Source: RefSeq, a predicted model, not a curated record
AUGCGCGAGGUGAUCACACUCCAGGUUGGGCAAUGUGGAAACCAGAUGGGAGCAGAGUUUUGGAAGAUGCUUUGCAACGAACAUGGGAUAUCACCAUGUGGAAUCCUGCAUGACUUCAGAGACCUUGGGGACAGGAAGGACGUGUUCUUCUACCAAGCAGAUGACAAUGUGUUUGUGCCACGCUCAGUACUUGUUGAUCUUGAGCCAAGAGUGCUUGCACAGGUCCCGUCGUUCUUCAACCAGGAAAAUAUUUUUCUUUCGAACGAAGGAGGAGGAGCAGGGAACAAUUGGGGGCAUGGAUACUGUGCUGGAAAAGGGAUGGGAGACGAUGUAAUGGAUAUUCUGCAAAGAGAAGCCGAAUGCUGUGACUCUCUGGAGACUUUCUUCCUGUUUCAUUCAAUUGCUGGUGGAACAGGCUCUGGAUUUGGAUCCUUGCUUCUUGAGAGGAUCAGAGACGAGUUUCCAAAGAAGAUACUGCAGACGUACUCGAUCUUUCCAAACAAUGAUGAGUCCAGCGAUGUGGUUGUGCAGCCAUACAACUCGAUACUGACUCUGCAGAGGCUUUCUGAAUGCUGCGACAGCGUGGUUGUGAUGGACAACUCGUCUCUUGGCAGAUAUGCGCUGGACUCCCUCAGGAUCGAUACGCCAACAUUUGAUCACAUCAACUUGCUUAUUUCGACCGUCAUGGCUGCAGCAACAAGCACGGUCAGGUUUCCAGGAUACAUGUACUGCACACAUCAGUCGAUAAACGCAUCUCUUGUUCCGAUCGACACAUUCAAGUUUGUUGUUCCCUCGUAUACACCGUUUGUGUGUGGAGAGAUGUCCAGGGUUGUAAGGAAGGCUACGCCGUCAGAUGUCAUGCGAAGGCUUCUUCUGCCGAAAACAAGGCUUGCAAGCUAUGAUUCAUCAAAAACACAGGCAUUUGUGUCUAUGAUGAAUAUACUCCAUGGAGUCGAUGAUGCAAGUGAGGUGUCUAGAACAGUGAUGAGGCUUCUGGACAAGAGAGUUGUCAACUUUGUGCCUUGGAUGCCUCCUUCGUUCAAUGUUGUUCUCAAUAGAAGCAUCAGUAACAGGAUGGGCGGCAGCAGAGUGUCAGGGCUUGGCCUUGCAAAUUCAUCAGGGAUCGCAUCGGUUAUGCUCAAGAUCUGUGGGCAGUUUGAUAAGCUUCGAAGGCAGCGUGCGUUUCUUGACAUAUACAAGAAGUUUGGUGUUGAUGCAGAGAUGUUUGACCAGAGCAAAGAGGCGAUCCAGAAGCUACUGGAGGAAUACAGCAGGGUAGAACUGUCCAAUUACUCGAGUGCCUGA